Messenger RNA from Actinia tenebrosa (Australian red waratah sea anemone), 2984 nucleotides. RefSeq lists its product as uncharacterized. The record is from RefSeq and is a predicted model, not a curated record. NCBI's taxonomy places the organism in Eukaryota, Metazoa, Cnidaria, Anthozoa, Actiniaria, Actiniidae. Gene Ontology annotation, molecular function: 3'-5' exonuclease activity; nucleic acid binding. Gene Ontology annotation, cellular component: PET complex. Gene Ontology annotation, biological process: nucleobase-containing compound metabolic process; piRNA processing.
CUCGUAUUCAAGAUGGCUGAGUUUGUAGGUAAACGUCUUCGCAUCAAGACAGAAGAAGGCACGUAUGAGGGCAUUGUACACAGUAUAGAUCCUGUUAAACAGAGGUUAACUCUUUCUAAAGUCUUAUCAUGUACAGAAGGUAAAGCUCCAAAAACACUUCAUGGAUUCCAUAAUUUCUUUGGUCAUGAGUUAAGCAAUUUGGAGAUCUUAAGAGAUGAAGGGUGUGAAGGUGAUGACAAAGAAUUACCGAGGAAUGAGGCUAAAGAAAAAGAAGUUGAAAAGAAUAGGGAAAAUGGUUUUAAUACAAAUGCUACCCACCAUCGUCAUCAUCAUUCAACACCAGCAAGUUAUAAACCAAGCAGUGGGGCACCUAAAGUACAACCAACAGCCUUGCAAUCAAGUAUGAAACAACAACCGAGUGAAACAGCUGCAAUGUCAGCAGUUUUUAAGAAUGCUGUAAAGGAUGCAGGAAUACAGAUGAAAAAGACCAAGAAACCUUCUAGUAUUGUGACAAGAGAUGCUAGUGAUGAAGGCACAACCAUGCUUCAUCGUUCUCCACUUGCUCCUGAAAGAUACUUAAUGGAUGAUUAUUAUUCUGAUGAUGAUAUGAAUGAAGUAUCACCCCAAAAUCCCCCCAAGAAAGUUGUCAUUCAAGAAUAUGGUGAUCAUUUCAACAAUGCUAUUAAAUACAUCAGUAGCCAAAGAGUUGUUGGUCUGUCAUGCGAGGGUAUUCAUUUAGGAAGAUAUGGCAAAGUCUGUUGGCUUGUGAUUGGAUGUAGGCAGUUUACAUAUCUUUUUGAUGUCAUAUCUCUUGGUACUUCUUGCUUUGAUGAAGGUCUUGGAGGCAUCUUAGAAAAUGCAAACAUUUUAAAGGUAAUUCAUGACUGCCGUCAAAUCAGUGAUGCAUUAUACCAUCAGUAUUCCAUAAAGCUUGUUAAUGUGUUUGACACUCAGGUUGCAGAUAUUAUUAUCUUUCAAAAAGAAAAGGGUGGACAAUUACCAAGGGUGGUCAAUGGCUUAGUUGGAUGCUUGUAUGAAUAUCUGAAUCUUUCACCAGAAGAAUGUCAUUUCCAGAAAAUAAGAAUCAAUAACAUGCAGAAAGAUGAGCUAAUCUGGUCAAGAAGGCCCUUAUCACAACCGCUCCUUGAUGCCUGUGCCAAGCAUGUGAUGUAUUUGCGUGAGCUACGUUUGGCGCAGAUGGAGAGAAUGUUGGCGGAGUUUAUAUUUGGUGUUGACGUGUAUCUUAGUGUAAUCAGAGAUGAUAAAGAUCUCAAACCACCAGACAAGAAAAACAUGAACAAAGGUCGCUUAGUUCCUCAGGAGUUUCAAAAACUCUAUAGAUUCCAGCAUCGUAGGCGUAACAGAAAAUUUGACGAAGAAGUCCAUGAUGCCACCGACGAAGAUGACAGUUUAAGUCACAGAAAUGCGUGGCAAGAAGGCCAAGUCUUUAGUGAAGCGUAUAAAGAUAAACACGGCCGUCUAAGAGAGCAGUCAAUUCGGCCUGACCUGUAUGAAUCAUCAGGGCGUGGCUCAUACGGGGACUGGGGUACAGGACCAGAUAACAUUGAACUGCGGCCAAAUUUUUCAGAUAACAAGCCACACCUGUUUGAAUCAUCAGGGCGUGGCUCAUAUGGGGACAGGGGUACAGGACCAGAUAACAUUGAACUGCGGCCAAGUUUUUUAGAUGACAAACCACGCCUGUUUGAAUCAUCAGGGCGUGGCUCAUAUUUUGGCAGGGGUACAGAAACAGGUAGAAGUAAACUGCCGCCAGGUUUUUCGGAUAACAGACAUCAGCUGUAUAGAGAGGAAGAAUCGGAUGGAUCUAGUGAUUUAAGUAAUGCUUCAUUAGGGGAUAAUAUGGCGGCAAAUUAUAGUGAUUAUUCUGACACCAGCAGCAGCCGUCCAGAUCAUCCACCAAACUUUUUCAAUGAUGAAAACGCUUUUUACUUCAAGAAUCCCGAGGAGCUUGGUAGCUUACGGCAUGACACUAUACCAGAUAACAGGUCAGCUGCUGUUAGAGAAUACUCCUCUUCGCCGAACGCAUGCGCAAUGGAGAACACUGCAGACAGACUUGUUCAGUUAAAUUUCAGAGAUGAAGAUUUCCCACCAUUAAGUAGUUCUCAGUCAAGUAACUCUCCUUCAUCACCAAAAUCAAGACCUAACACUGCAAUACAUAGUGACUCUAGAUCCAUCCCUAGUACAAUGCGGGAUAAUACCCGACCUUUACCCGCAGUAUCUCGAGGUCAGUCUCCUCUGGUAAGAGACGCUAUAGCGACUGUUGGGCGUGGUCGAGGUAGUCUAUUUCAACUCUUGCAACAUAUGCCUCGUGCCAGGCUUCCGCGGUUAGAGCAGACCAAUGAACCAAGUGGAGGGACUGGGUCUACAUACGGUGUAGGGCAACGUGUACAUGCUUUUCCCACUGAUGAAGAACUUUUUGCUUCUCCUGAAAUCACUCAUGUGUCUGAUACUAACUCAGUGCGUGGAGGUACCCGUGUUUGGGUCAGGAAGACUUAAUUGAAAUCAUUCACCAUCCCAUAUUAUUUGUUUAUGAAACUCAUUCUUUGUUAUAUUUUUCUUCGUAUUUGCGAACACUUCUGAAGCAAUACGUACGAAUAUAAUUAUUCUUCCUUCUUCCCAAGCAUUGUCAUGCAGUCUCUUUUCUUGACACAGCACGAACAAUGAAGAAUUAAGAACCUGUGCACAUCAUUUAGAGGAGCUGUUAUUGUUAAUUUACUAGAAAAAAUCUUAACAGGAGACUUGCGCACCUAAAAAUAAAAUGCGCACGUCAUGUUCUAUUUAUACAGGUUUACACUGAUACAAAUAGCAUACUUGUGUCUUAGUUAAGUAAUAUGCACAUUGUUUUGAGUUUAUGUGGUCAUCUUGACUUACACCGCACUCAGCCCGAGUGUCUAUUAUAAAGACAAGGUGUGUGGAGAUUAACGCUGCUUGAUGCCAGUUCCUAAAAUGAAUGUUUACAAAUUGAA